Messenger RNA from Chlamydomonas reinhardtii, 3029 nucleotides. RefSeq lists its product as uncharacterized. The transcript is spliced from 4 exons. Lineage: Eukaryota; Viridiplantae; Chlorophyta; Chlorophyceae; Chlamydomonadales; Chlamydomonadaceae. The coding region runs from base 68 to 2746 and encodes 892 amino acids. The record is from RefSeq and is a predicted model, not a curated record.
UUUGUUUUCAGCCACGUUGAAGAGCCUCACUGUCAUGUUACUCUGAUAUCUAUGCAAUGUAUAUGCGAUGCUGCACUUGCGAGAAGCUCAGGUGGCAAGCCGCCAGCACCGGCGCUCAGAAUCGGCCCUAGUAUCAACUUUCAUUCCUUCCCUGCGACGAGUGGGCAGGCGAACAAUUGGAAGCUGUUACCUCAAUUCUGUGCACACCCAAACUAGCAGAGCCUCGGUCGGAGCGGCGACUGGUCGUGCACAUGGAGGCUGGGACGCUGGUUCAGUCGCCCGGACACUCGGCGUGCCUCCGCCAGCGGCGCGGGCUCUGGCGGCCUCCCUGCAGGCCACGGAACGCCUGCCGCUGGAGUUUGGCAUGCCGGACCUGGUGAAGCGCUGCGGCAUCCUGCAGCAGGAGCUAGGGCUGACCGCAGAGCAGGUGGCGCGGAUGGUGUCCAUUAAGCCGGAACUGCUGGGCUGCCCCAUCGCGACCCUGCGCGCGCGCGCGGCGCAGCUGGCCGCAGGCUUGAGCGACCCGCCACCAGGCGGCGACCCCCGUGCCGCCGCCACCCCCGCUGCUACGGCAGGCGCCGCUCACCAGAGGGCGCAACCGAAGCAGCAGCAACAACAGCAGCAGCAGCAGCAGCAGCAACAGCAACAACAGCAGCAGCAGCAGAAAGCAUCUUUAGCCCCUGCGCCAACGAGCAGCUCACCGGCAGCUGCCUCCCCAAGUGCAGCAAGCGCGGGAGCAGCAGCGGCUGGCAGCGGCGGCAGUGGGCUGCUGCGCCCGCUUCGGCCGUCGCGGCCAGUGCCCCAGCCGCUGCAGAGCCAGGAGCCUCCCGUUCACCCCAACGGCAGCACAGCAAGUAUAGCAGACGCAUCACAUACUACGCCAACAGUGGUGACGGAUGCGGAAGCGAUGUCGCUGUUGGCCGCGCAACCGGCGCUGCUGGCGGUGCCGCUGCCGCACCUGGCGGCGCGCUGCCGAGAGCUAGGCCAGCUGCUGGCGGCGCCUCCGGCAGAGGCGUGCCGCUGCUUGUGCCGCCUGCCGCCGCCGGAGCUGGAGCGGCUGCUGGCGGCGCCCCUGCCGGCACUGCGGCGGGCGUGGCUGCGCCUGGCGGCGGUAGUGGCGUCCCUAGACAUGGAGGAGCCGACGGCGUCGUGGGUGCUCGCGGCGGCCCUGGGGGACACCGGCAGGCACGGCCCGGGGCGGGGGCCGGGGCCCGGAAUGGACGGUGCGCAAGAAGAGGGGCAACAGUCCAGGCUUGAUGAGCGUGGAGCGCCGGACGGGCCUCCAGACGACAGCGGCCGGCUCGCGCGCUCUGGCCGGCCGCCCUCCAUCCGCGUUGGCGACCUGCCAGAGCCGUCGGUGGCCGCAGCACGACGCAUGGCGCUCCUAUGCCCCCAGCUCCUGAUGGCGUCCGCACCCGCGCUGCGCGCCUCGGCUCAGCAUCUCGGCGCCUUGCUGGAGCUGCCGCCCGCGCGCCUGCGCUCCCUGCUCGCGCGGCGGCCGCGGCUGCUGCUGCUCCCCGCAGCCGCGCGAGUCGCGGCGCUGCAGGCGCUCACCGCCUCGCUGCAGCUGCGCGGUGGGCUGCCGCACGCGGCGCGUCUGGCGGUGCAGCAGCCGCUGCUGCUGGGGUGGGAGCCGGCGGCGCUGGAGGCGAAGUUGGGGGAGCUGGGGGCGGAGUUGGGUCUGGGCCGGCAGGAGGUGGCGCGGUUGUGCCGCAACCAGCCUGUGCUGCUGGCCAUGGCGCCAGCCUCGCUGGCGGAGCGCCUGCAGCGGCUGCAGACGCUGCUGCAGCUGCCGGACCUGGACGCGGCGCGGCAGCUGGCGCUGGAGCAGCCGGGCCUGAUGUCGCUGCCGCCCGACACGGCGGAGAGGAAGCUGGCGGUCAUUGCGGCGGCGCUGCAGCGGGUGCCGCUGCCGGCCGCGCCGCCCGCCAGCGGCAGCGGGACAGUCGGCACCAGUAGUAACGGCGCCGGCAGCAGCGCCAGCGGCGACAGUGGUGUAAAAAUGGCAGGGAAAACCAGUCGCAAGAGCAUCCGCAAGCGCGAGCCGGGGUCUGACGCGGAUGGCGCGGGCGCCAGCGGCAGUGCCGGGGGCCGGCCUGGCGAAAGCCGUGUGGGGCAGGGUGGCAUAACCUGGAGCGACGUCCCCUCCGGCGCUGACACCCCCAACGGGAGAGCGCAGGCUGACACGCAAGCGGCUCUGGCGGAAGCGCGGCGAAUGGUGCUGGAGGCGCCGACGCUGCUGACCAUGAGUCCGGACGCACUACCGCGGAGAGCGACUGAACUGGCAGACGCACUGGGUAGCGGCGGUGGGGCAGAAGCGGGGCCGGUGACAGGGGCGCUGGAGGCGCUGCGCGCCUGCCCUCAGCUGCUGGUGCUGCCGCGCUCGGAGCUGCGGUACCGGGUGCAGCAACUGGGCUGGGCGCUGGAGCUGGCGCCGGAGGCGGUGCGGGGGCUGGUGCUGUCGCGGCCCGAGGUGGUGUUGCUGGGGGUGCAGGAGGCGCGCGAGGUGCUGGCGCGGACACGCGUCGUGGAGGCGGGGGCAGCAGCUUGUGCAGAGGUGGGAGAGUCGCGGCGGGUGGGGGCUGGUGUGGUGCAGGCGCGCGAUGGGCCGGAGGCAACGGCGGAGGUGCGGGUGGACUCGCUGGCGGCAGGGGAGAGGGCGGGAGAGGGCAUGGGGCGGCGGCCGGCUGGCGCGCGGGUACGGGGGGCACGUGCUGCUGGUUUGAGGCGGGGGGCAGCGCAAUGAGGCGCCGUGUUCGGAAAUGUGGAGGUGCUCGAGUAGGGAGGUGGAUAGGUAGCUGUGGACAGACAAGGGAGUGUCAGCUUGUACAGCUGGAGAAUGGGCUGAGCCCCUUGUAGAGCAAGGGAUGUGACGAUGGUCGAUGGGUACCGGCGACAUGAACACAGCGCCCUUACCAUGCCAAUGCACCGCCAUGCUCUAUCCCCGCCACGCCACGUCGCCACCUUGCCCACGCCACUCCAAACAUGAGUCCGUGAUACCUCAUGAGCAUGUUACAUGGCUUGAAGUC